UGUGGAAUGUUGGAAUUUAGAAUGACAUAAUGACAUAAUCAGAAAUUUUUGAAAAAUAAUAAAUUUUUUGGUGAUGUCGAAAUCAGUAAAUAUGUGGAAGAGCCUUUUGUCCAAAAAUAGAAGUACCACUGGUGUGGUAGCUAGAUGUAUGUCUGAUUGGGUCCCACAAGAAAAAGUUACUCAUACGGGGCAGAAAUGGGAAGCAAAUGAUUAUAGAUUAGCACGAUUCGUGGAUAGGCCGAAGCAUGUAAAUCCAAAUUUUGCAAUUAAUCUUAUAGCAGAAGUUCCUCCAAAGGCAUGUAAAGAACGAGUAGUGUGGUGUGAUGGUGGCAGUGGUCCAGAGGGUCAUCCAAAAGUCUAUAUAAAUUUGGACAAACCAGGAAACCAUUCUUGUGGAUAUUGUGGAUUACGAUUUUAUAAAGAAGAUCAUCAUUAACAAAUUGUUACUGAAUAUGUAGAUAAGAAUUAUAAUUAGCGUAAAUAUAUAUUAAAAGUAAAUUAACAUUAAAGUUUAUUGAUUAUUUUAA
Messenger RNA from Sitophilus oryzae (rice weevil), 527 nucleotides. It is a transcript of the gene ND-13A, whose product is annotated as NADH dehydrogenase [ubiquinone] iron-sulfur protein 6, mitochondrial. Bases 74 to 436 code for a protein of 120 amino acids. The record is from RefSeq and is a predicted model, not a curated record. The transcript has 3 exons. NCBI's taxonomy places the organism in Eukaryota, Metazoa, Arthropoda, Insecta, Coleoptera, Curculionidae. Gene Ontology annotation, biological process: mitochondrial electron transport, NADH to ubiquinone.